AUGCCACAAGUCUCGGUUCCUGUCCGCCCGAGCAGGGACCAGGAUCCCGGGAAGGGGAUCAGAAGUUUACUGCUUGAGGAAUUCAGGAAAAGCCAUCGAAACAAUAAACACUACGAGUUGAAAGACAUUUUUGGUCAUGUGGUUGAGUUCAGUGGUGACCAACACGGGUCCAGAUUUAUCCAAGAGAAGCUCAAAAGUGCCAAUAGCGACGAGAAGGACCUGGUUUUCCAGGAGAUCAAGAGCAAUGCUGUUCAGCUUAUGAAGGACGUCUUUGGCAACUACGUCAUACAAAAGUUCUUCGAGCAUGGCAGUCAAGUCCAGAAGACUGUUCUUACAAAAGCCAUGAAGGGGAAGGUUGCAGACCUGUCUAAGCAGUUAUAUGCGUGCCGGGUUGUCCAAACGGCCCUAGAGCAUGUCCUUGUCGACCAGCAGGAAGAUAUCAUUGAGGAAAUCAAGCCACAUCUCGAAACUAUCGUGAAGGACAAUAACGGCAACCACGUGGUUCAGAAAUGCAUGUCUGUGGCACCUCGCGUGAUCCUUCCUUUCAUUAUGGCUACUUUCCGUGGUUCGAUCAGGAGUAUAUCGACCAACCAAUUCGGCUGUCGUGUCAUUCAGCGAAUAAUAGACUACGGCACACUCGAAGAGAAACGUGAACUCAUGGCGGAGAUUCAUGCAUGUGCGGUUCCCCUGAUCAUGGAUAUGUUCGGCAACUAUGUCGCUCAAUGGGUUUUCGAAAGCAAAGAUGCGCCCCAGGAGGACAAGGACAGAUUCGCCAAUGUCGUUGUUGAACACCUCAUUGAGUUCUCUACUAACAAGUGUGCUUCGAAUGUUGUAGAGAAAUGUCUGGAAUUUGGUACGGUCGACUACCGUCGUGCCAUCCUGACAAAGCUCAUUACAGCGGAUUCCAAGGGCCGCUCACCCCUUGACAAGAUUAUGCUUGACCAGUUCGGAAAUUAUGUAAUUCAGAAGGGUAUUAAACACCUGGAGGAUCAAGAUAGAACUAAGUUUCUGGACGAGAUGGAGCGACGAUUCUUAGUUCUGAACAGGAAUACCGAUAGCCGCACCAUACGCCAACUGGGGGUCAUCGAGAAAAUACUGGAAAAAUAUAAGCAAGAGCGCGAAGCCAACGCGAAGACGGGUUCAGCUCAGCAGGCUGAGCUCCACAUUGACGUCCACACCACAGCAAACACCCCAGCUUUAACAAGUGAGAACAGCAGCCCCAAGAGCGCAAGUUCUCCGAGCACCAAGUCUGGUGAUGAGACAGUCGCUGAGACCGGCAAAGCAACAGUUGAUGCUUCUCUUUCUAUCAAUGGCCAACCCGAGGUUGUAGACGUUGACGGCGUCGUGGGCUAA
This is a messenger RNA of Truncatella angustata, 1353 nucleotides long. Its product is annotated as armadillo-type protein. Bases 1 to 1353 code for a protein of 450 amino acids. The record is from RefSeq and is a predicted model, not a curated record. Lineage: Eukaryota; Fungi; Ascomycota; Sordariomycetes; Amphisphaeriales; Sporocadaceae. The transcript is spliced from 4 exons. Gene Ontology annotation, biological process: nuclear-transcribed mRNA catabolic process, deadenylation-dependent decay. Gene Ontology annotation, molecular function: mRNA 3'-UTR binding. Gene Ontology annotation, cellular component: cytoplasm.